This is a messenger RNA of Mixia osmundae IAM 14324, 1359 nucleotides long. RefSeq lists its product as uncharacterized. Gene Ontology annotation, molecular function: dipeptidase activity. The record is from RefSeq and is a predicted model, not a curated record. Bases 1 to 1359 code for a protein of 452 amino acids. The transcript has a single exon. NCBI's taxonomy places the organism in Eukaryota, Fungi, Basidiomycota, Mixiomycetes, Mixiales, Mixiaceae.
AUGGGCUUCUUCUGCUGCAUGCAGGAUCCGUCCGAGCACCCGUCUACUCGUGGAUCAGUGGACGUUCAUGCUAGGCCAAAUGGCGAGGAGAAAUUGCCGGCCUACGCUGCAGCGAGCUCUCACUGUACCUACGAUGACACGACGAGCAAGCAGAUCUCCUUCAUCGAGAAGAUCAUCGAAUCACAUUCAUCAGCACUACAAAAGCUAUCGAUGGACAUGUGGAACAAUCCAGAGACCGCCUACAAAGAGUUCAAAACUCGAGACUUGUUCGUCAAGUUCCUCAAGAAACAGAAAGGCUGGCAGGUGACGGCCAAUUGCUAUGACAUCACGCCCGCAUACGAAGCCGUCUUCACGCACAAGCCUACAUCCUCGAUUGGUCAGACUAGGGUCGUUGGCUUCAACUCGGAAAUGGAUGCGCUGCCGGGCGUAGGUCAGGCUUGCGGUCACAACCUCAUUGCGAUCGCCGGCGUAGCUGCAGCGCUAGCAACUGCUCAAUCUCUGGUCAAAUUCGAUCUGCCCGGUCAGGUGCGCUUAUUGGGCACACCCGCCGAGGAAGAUAUUGGCGGCAAGAUCGAUUUAUUGAAAGCGGGCGCAUACAAAUCGAUGGAUGCCUGUCUGAUGGUCCAUCCUGGGCCCAUAGACGGUAUGCUGCCAAUGCUUGCCAUAGCCGAAGGCUCGAUCGAGUAUACCGGAGCGGGAUCACAUGCCGCUGGUGCACCUUGGGAGGGGGUCAAUGCGCUCGAUGCCUGCGUCAUUGCCUAUACAUCUCUGUCUGCGCUUCGGCAGCAGAUCAAGCCGAGUCAGAGGAUACACUGCAUCCUCAAAGGCAGCGAAGACUUUGUGCUCAACAUCAUACCUGCCAAGGCCAGGCUCGUCUUUGCAGCAAGAUCAGAAACGCGAGCAGAACUAGAAAUACUCAAGAAGCGCGUUGUGCAAUGUCUGGAAGCAGCAGCGCUUGCAUCUGGCUGCUCGACGAACAACAGCCUCGUUUGGUCGAUGGACUAUGACGAGCUGCGCAAUUCGCCGCCGCUCGCAAAGGAAUACAUCCGCUAUAUGAGGGAGCGACAGGACUUCAAUUUCCCUGACGAGGGUCCCACGCUAGGCUCGACAGACUUUGGCAACAUUAGCUACGCCUUGCCUGCGCUGCAUCCCAUCUAUUCGAUCCCCAUCGAGCCGGGUCAGGGCAAUCAUACGCCGGGUUUCACGCGCGCCGCGGCUACACCAGAGGCUCACGCGAAAACGCUACGUGCUGCCAAAGGCAUCGCUGCCUCUGGCUGGCGAGUUUUGACGGACCACGCUUUUUCCAAGGAAGUGAAGGAGGCAUUCGAGGAGGAUGAGAGGAAAAGACCAAAUCUUUGA